AUGUCUACGAUGCAGUAAACAGAGGAAAGCUUUUUAAAUUACAAUAGAAUCGUUGUUAAACUUCUCUAGAAAAAAUCAUUUGGAAUACUUAAGAAACGAUUUAAAAUAUGUCUGCCAGAAAAUUUAGGUUAAUUCAGAUUUUACCCUAGAAGCAAUCAGACUCUAGAGAAUGCAAUUCAACGAGAAAAGCUAUUAGCAUUUGAAGAUGAUGUCCUCUUCAUUACUAACAAUAUAAGUCACUCAAAAUAGGUUAUCAAUGCUAUUGAAGGCCUCAAAUUUGAAUUCAACCCAAUUAUUAAUAAGGAAAAAUUGGCUUUCCACUUUGACCAUAGAGUUCAGAAGAAAUAUCUGAGAUAAAAAAUAGCAGGGUAAAUGAAUGAGAUCUCAAUAACAAGAUACGAAGCCAUUUUAAUGAAGAAGAUUUAUAGAAUCCCCAUGAAUACCAAAUCAUCAGCCAUCAAUGUAGCAUCGAAUUGGUACGAGAUACUCAAAAAACUUGUUAUACAUUAAAGUAACUAACAUAAGGUAAUAGUAAUUAAGAAUUAUCUUGAUAAUUGCUCUUCACUAUCUGGAAUCGGUGAAAAUCACUACAUUCAACAACAUCUUUAACAAAGAUUAAAAUACCCUUUCAGACUUAUCCAAUACAUUAAGAUCCAGAAUAUGACUUUUUAUCAUUGGCUGACUAUAAGAAAAUAAAAAAUAGAAUAAUAAAGGCUAUUUUAAAGACAACUGCUUGCUUUUAGAAUAAAAAAAUCAGAAAAAGAAUGGCAAAUUUAACGUUAUUAAACAAUAACAAAAAUAAAAAGCCUCAAAUCAGAUAUGCAUCCGGAAAUUUCAAAGCAAAAGGACUUCUUGAUUAAUAAGACAAAGUUUGGAUAUUGGAAAAAUGGAUCUUGGAUUUUUUUAAAAAAACUUUUCGGCUGCUUAAAUUGA
Messenger RNA from Stylonychia lemnae, 933 nucleotides. NCBI's taxonomy places the organism in Eukaryota, Ciliophora, Spirotrichea, Sporadotrichida, Oxytrichidae. The record is from the annotation of a GenBank genome assembly.